UACACAUGUCGUUUCUUCAACUUUGUCACCGUCAGUGUCAUCAUUCAGAUUAAUUUAUUAAUGAUUUUUAAUUGUAUAAUAUUACUGUACCGUAUUGAUAGUAAUAGAUCUAGUAAUUUUGAAAAGUGACUCAGAGAUAAUCUAAGGCAAUUUGUUAUUGUAUUUAAUAUUUACAGAAGUGAUAGAAAUUACAAACAAAAAAGGUUAUUCAAGUGAAGUGUUAAGUGCCUGUUGAAGCCUGCAGAAAAAUGCAAUGCUGUAAGUCAAUUCAGCUUGCCAAAAUGUGCCCUACUGCUUUGAGAUCAAUAAUCACUAGACAUAUAUUGUGUGAAAGGCAGUCUCUACCUUCAAUUGUUCUGAGAAGAUCAGCCUAUACACCUAGUGAUUACCUCUCUUCUCAACAUGAUGAAAGCCAAAAAAUAAAAAUUGAUAAAUCAUCAAAAGCUAAAACAAACUCAAAAGAAAGACCUAUUUUUGAUAAAAAGAAGCAGAAUGAUCAUGACUCACACCCAUCAAAUACUAAUGAUGAAAUACCAGUAUUUAAAGAUAUAGGGAAAAAACACGCACAGUAUAAACCUGCAGCUUACUUUGAGAAAGUUUGGUUGAAGCAUCAGUCAAAUGUUGACAGUCCUCAAAACCAGUUGGAAAAUCCAAUUCCUAUGGAAGAGCCAUACAACCAAACUAAAUUUGGGAAUUCUCAAUUAAAAGACAGUCAGCAGUCCUUUGCCUCCAAGAAAGAUUUUAGGGAUCCUAAUGAAAGAAUGGAUGAAGCAUUUCCUGAAGAUGUUGAUGAACCUCGAGACAGAAGACUAGACAUUCCUUUAAGCAGAGAGGGGAGAAUUGGAUUGAGGGCCUUCUAUUAUACAAGAAAGAUGUCUGUUUUAGCACGUCAUGGCAAGAUAAAAGAAGCCAUUGAAAUAUUUGAUGAUUGGAUGAUGUUACGAGACAGAGUUAUGCCCUGCAAACGGACUUUUAUCACAUUAAUUGGUAUUCUAGGUAGAGCAGGAUAUACUAAACGAGCCUUUGAACUGUUUUCACAGAUGCAGAAUUUAGGUCUAGACCCUGUGGAUCACAUUUACACCGGCCUCUUUAAUGCCUGUGCUAAUUCUCCUUCCCAGUCUGAUGGCCUGAGGAGAGCCGAGGAUCUCCUCUUUUAUUUGCAGGACAGAGACAUCCAACCUAACUUGUACACGGUCAAGGCAGCCAUGAAAGCUGUAGCUAUUUGUGGGGAUUUCCCAAAAGCCUUUUUAAUUAUGGAUGAUGCAGCUAAGAGACUUAGACUUGAUACAGAGUGUUUCAACCAUCUACUCAUUGCUUGUGUUUCUGAUAAAGAAAAGGGGUUUUUGAGAGCACUUCAGGUAUGGGGCAAGAUGUCUGAAUAUCGAUUAAAACCUGAUAUACAUACCAUCAACCUUUUCACUAGAUGUGUUAGAGACUGUGGCAUAGGAGAUCCAGCUACAUUUGCUAAAUCCUUAGGAUUAGGUGAAACACCUUUAGGAAUCUCUUCUGAUGCUGAACUGCUUAAAUCCUUGCCUAGUUCCACAAGCUCACCUUUACGUAUUCAGAGAAAAACAAAAUUACUUAAAGAUGGAAAAAAAUCUCCUGAUGUGAUGAAAUCGAAGGAUAAAGAUGUAGAUUCCAAACAACAAAUAAAGCAUGAUGACCUUAAAAGUAAUGAUAUGACGACAGAGACACUUGUACAAAGAGAUCAAAUUGUGGAGCUGAAUGAUUCUCAGACAAACGCUGCUACAUCGGUUAAUCAGGAAAACAAACCACAGAGCAGUACUUUAAAUUCAGAUUUGCUACCAGUUGAAACCUUGCCUUCUCAGCCACAGACUGUACCGCUAGCACUUCUCAAAACUCCUUCAGGUCGACUUGCCCUUCUAGGUGGAAUGAAGAGAAUAUUUUCUCUUCUAAAAGAUUUAAGUAUUGAGCCGGAGGUAAAAACUUUCUCUCAGAUUUUGGCUUGCCUGCCUCAGGAUCACAAAAGUGAGUUAGAAAUGCUUGAAUACAUGAAAGAAAGGGGAGUUAAACCAGACAUUGAUUUAAUGAAUGACAUCAUGAAUAGAUGCUGUAAAAGAGGGGAGUUCUCAACAGUUAAGGAAGUUCUCUCCCUUGUUGGCAGUCUUAAAUUGAUCCCUAACAUGAGGACAUAUGCAGCACUUGCUUUAGCUUGUACUAAAGCGGAACACGCAAUGAGCCUGCUUGAUGACAUGGCGGCUGCUAAUUUAGAACCCAACUCUGAAAUAAUUGGCCAUCUUGUUACUGCUAGUGGUGGCAGUUUUACCUACAAACUAAAAAUGCUGAAACUGUUUGAUUCUUAUGGUCUCAAGCCAACAGGAAAAACUAUAGAGAAGAUUGAAAAAAAUAUUGCUGCAGCAAAGGCUAAAAUCAUAGAAGCUGAAAGGAACAAAGAUACUUCCAGUUACGUCCUUUCUGAAGAUUACCAACGAAGCCUGACUUACUUUCUGAGGUUUUACAAGGUGUGGCUUCAAAGGACAGAGAUAAAGAAAGUGCAAGAUCCACGAGAAAAUUAUAAACCUUUUAUCCCCAAGAAAAAAGUCCCGGACACAAUAGAGAUAUAGUUGUAUGAAAUUAUUUAAUGUACAACCAACCUGGGUGUCUGUUUAUGAUGUCUAGGACAGUUCGGACAUUUUUGAAGAUGUGCUAUGAGAGAUUGACGUAGUAUACUUUUUGUAUUCCUUAAAAAUAAAUAUAAUGAGCAACAUUAAUUUGUUUGAAUUGUG
Molecule: messenger RNA, 2747 nt
Organism: Physella acuta
Lineage: Eukaryota; Metazoa; Mollusca; Gastropoda; Physidae
Product: pentatricopeptide repeat-containing protein 1, mitochondrial
Molecular function (GO): protein binding
Source: RefSeq, a predicted model, not a curated record